AUGUCCGGCACCGGCAAGAAAAAAUUAGUUUUCAGCUCCGUCGCCGUCGAUCUGGGAUGCGGCGCCGGCAGCUGCAGGAAGCCCAAGAAGCUCCUCUCCUCCAUUUUCCACCCAAAACCAAAACCCACCACCUACCGCAAGCACCACAAUUACAAAAACCCCUAUUUCUCCACCACCGCCGCCGCCGCCGCCACGACUAGGUCGCCGUAUUCCUACUACCCCUCUUCCUCCACGUCGCCCUACGACAGCAGCAUUCCCACCACGGCGGCGACCUUCUCCCCCGCCGCGGCGGCGGCGGAUUCCGACGACGAGGACGAAUCGUGCGGGAGGACGGUGAGAGGGUUUGGCCGGUUGGGCGGGGAGAGCGUGGCGGUGGAGAAGGACUCCGACGACCCGUACCUCGACUUCCGUCAGUCGAUGCUGCAGAUGAUCCUGGAGAAGCAGAUUUACUCGCGGGACGAUCUCAGGGAGCUCCUCAACUGCUUCCUCCAGCUCAAUUCGCCGUACCACCACGGCAUCAUCGUCCGCGCCUUCUCCGAGAUCUGGAACGGGGUUUUCUCCUCCUCCACGUCGGCGAAGUCUCCGGUCGCCGGAGGGAGUGGUUUGGUGUCGAAGCCGCCGCCGACGCCGCCGCAGCAGGGGUGGGGGCAUUAUGGUAAUUACGGUUACUACCACCACGGAUGGAAUUAA
Molecule: messenger RNA, 690 nt
Organism: Linum tenue
Lineage: Eukaryota; Viridiplantae; Streptophyta; Magnoliopsida; Malpighiales; Linaceae
Source: the annotation of a GenBank genome assembly